Molecule: messenger RNA, 3447 nt
Organism: Pelobates cultripes (western spadefoot toad)
Lineage: Eukaryota; Metazoa; Chordata; Amphibia; Anura; Pelobatidae
Source: the annotation of a GenBank genome assembly
AUGGAGGAAACCCCAUACGAAAGGGAGAUGCGAACCCGGAUGGAGUUUCUGCCACAGCCAGUACCCCUAGAAAAAUUGACCGUACUGAUGGCAGAUGUGCAGGAGUACGUGAUGGCACACCGUCCACAGGAGACACCGUCCAGGGCACAAUCCAUCACUGCCUACAUCUACGGCCAGGUAAAACCCCAAAUCCCAUGUAAUGAGCCCGGCAGUCCUGGUCUGUAUUAUGGCAAUGUAAGUUGCCAUAAUACAGACACUGACUCGAGUAUAAGUCGAGUGGGGGUUUUUCAGCACAAAUAAUGUGCUGAAAAACUAGUCUUAUACUUGAGUAUAUAUGGUAAGUCCCAUUCGAAUGCACAAUCAGGCCGUUCAUGCAAAUGGCUCAGUAUAUCAGUGAGUUCAAACUGCCGAACGGGUCUCUGUACCUGAAAACUGAGUGGAGGAGAAGGUAAGGGUCAGCGGUGUUCGUUAAAAUGUGUAGCCAAUUGUGGCGAAACCGGCCUCGCCACGUGUCCUUGGAGAGGGCUGCUUGCCUGCCUCUUGCCUUUGGACUAUGGACCAGACUUUAUGUGAAUGUGUUAACCCAGAUAGCUAUGCCAUGGAGCCCAUUCGUGUAGUUAAAGACUUCAGCUCCAUGGCAAUUGAACUGUGUGAAUAGGAUCUGAGCGCUCUUCGGUAGUUUUGUGCGCUCAGACCCCAGCUAUCUGGGGAUAUGUGAAAUGUCUGUGGGUUAUGUGUAAAAGGUGACUUUAUGUAUUUUAAAGUGUUUUAUGUCUUUUUGCAACCAGGUGCUCAAUGGAGUCUGCUUCUAUCCCUGGAUAAUUGGAUUACUUUCCCCCAUUGUCCAGGAUAGAGGGCUCUGUAAAACCUGUUUGAGCCAGAUAGCCAUGUGCCAGCCAGGGCCCAAAAGAUACUUUUACUCACUUUUGAACCCCUGGUCGGAUUCAUGCCAUUUUUUAAUAUGUUGUUCCCCUGAAUGGAUUGAUUGUGAAUAUGUCAUUUUAUGUGAAUGUGAUGUAUGGUUUUAAAGUUAUGAAAGUUGGGUAGUAAGUAUGUUUUAACUGUAUGUGUAAUUGAUUUUCCUCUCAGGAUAAGGGGAGGGAAUAUGUGGGAUGUAACUGAUAUGUGAUUGGUUGUUUUAUACCUCUCUGUGGGCGGUCCUGUAUGUGAAAGACUGUAAUAAAAACCAGGCUGGGUGUGCCAGCACAAGAGUUCCUGUUUUAACCCUCAAAGUGAAGUGUCGUCUCAUUAUUGGGGGAAGAAUUUAUUGUAUGCUGUUCCAGUUUGACUGCUAGGAGAGUAAACCUAUUCGUAUGGUUCCUAUUCAACUGUCUACAGCAUUCAUAUGCUUGAGAGAAGGUAUACGCUUCUCCGGUUCGGUGAUUGUGGUGUCUGCCAGAGUGCUUGGAGUCCUCAGGAAACGCUAGGAGCAUCCUUUAAAGGAGGUACCCAGUCGGGGUGCCAGGUGAUCCGUUACAAUGCCUUCAAAAUGUUUUGCGAGGAGAAGGAUGAGAUUGAUGGGUAUUUGCAAGAUUUCAAAAGGCUAUGUGACCUACAUGACUUAGAACAGGCAGUAUGGGUGCCGUUGCUGGCAGGUAAACUGGGCGGUCGGGCAGCAGAAGCCUAUCGCGCUGUCCCCAGGGAGGACAGCAAAGACUAUGCAAAGGUGAACAGAGCCAUACUCGAAAGAUACGCCAUUACUCCGGAGGCAUACAGGCGCAAGUUCAGAGGAUUGCGCAAACCGGAGAAGAAUUCUCAUGCCGAAUGGGCGCACAAGCUGGAUCAAGCAUCUCAGGGGUGUAUACAGGCGAGUCAAGCCACCACCAUGGAGGAGUUGCGACAAUUACUGUUGUUGGAGCAAUUUAUUAAAUAUCCACCAACUCCAAUAUUGAAUAUUUAUCUCUACCUACAUUUAUUGAUCCUCUCUAUAUAGAGGAACUAUCCACCAACUCCAAUAUUGAAUAUUUAUCUCUACCUACAUUUAUUGACCCUCUCUAUAUAGAGGAACUAUCCACCAACUCCAAUAUUGAAUAUCUAUCUCUAACUACAUUUAUUGACCCUCUCUAUAUAGAGGAACUAUCCACCAACUCCAAUAUUGAAUAUCUAUCUCUACCUACAUUUAUUGACCCUCUCUAUAUAGAGGAACUAUCCACCAACUCCAAUAUUGAAUAUUUAUCUCUACCUACAUUUAUUGAUCCUCUCUAUAUAGAGGAACUAUCCACCAACUCCAAUAUUGAAUAUCUAUCUCUACCUACAUUUAUUGAUCCUCUCUAUAUAGAGGAACUAUCCACCAACUCCAAUAUUGAAUAUCUAUCUCUACCUACAUUUAUUGACCCUCUCUAUAUAGAGGAACUAUCCACCAACUCCAAUAUUGAAUAUCUAUCUCUACCUACAUUUAUUGAUCCUCUCUAUAUAGAGGAACUAUCCACCAACUCCAAUAUUGAAUAUCUAUCUCUACCUCCAUUUAUUGAUCCUCUCUAUAUAGAGGAACUAUCCACCAACUCCAAUAUUGAAUAUCUAUCUCUACCUACAUUUAUUGAUCCUCUCUAUAUAGAGGAACUAUCCACCAACUCCAAUAUUGAAUAUCUAUCUCUACCUCCAUUUACUGACCCUCUCUAUAUAGAGGAACUAUCCACCAACUCCAAUAUUGAAUAUCUAUCUCUACCUACAUUUACUGAUCCUCUCUAUAUAGAGGAACUAUCCACCAACUCCAAUAUUGAAUAUCUAUCUCUACCUACAUUUACUGAUCCUCUCUAUAUAGAGGAACUAUCCACCAACUCCAAUAUUGAAUAUCUAUCUCUACCUCCAUUUACUGAUCCUCUCUAUAUAGAGGAACUAUCCACCAACUCCAAUAUUGAAUAUCUAUCUCUACCUACAUUUACUGACCCUCUCUAUAUAGAGGAACUAUCCACCAACUCCAAUAUUGAAUAUCUAUCUCUACCUACAUUUAUUGACCCUCUCUAUAUAGAGGAACUAUCCACCAACUCCAAUCUUGAAUAUCUAUCUCUACCUCCAUUUACUGAUCCUCUCUAUAUAGAGGAAGUAUCCACCAACUCCAAUCUUGAAUAUCUAUCUCUACCUCCAUUUACUGAUCCUCUCUAUAUAGAGGAACUAUCCACCAACUCCAAUCUUGAAUAUCUAUCUCUACCUCCAUUUACUGAUCCUCUCUAUAUAGAGGAACUAUCCACCAACUCCAAUAUUGAAUAUCUAUCUCGACCUCCAUUUACUGAUCCUCUCUAUAUAGAGGAACUAUCCACCAACUCCAAUAUUGAAUAUCUAUCUCGACCUCCAUUUACUGAUCCUCUCUAUAUAGAGGAACUAUCCACCAACUCCAAUAUCGAAUAUCUAUCUCUACCUACAUUUAUUGUAGGUAGAGAUAGAUACUAUAUAGAGGAACUAUCCACCAACUCCAAUAUUGAAUUUGCAAAAUUAGAUUUAGUCCAUUAA